AUGUCUGCCGGCAAGCCAUCCUCAGCCAGCCCAUCACCAGGUGAUACCAAACCACCUAACAAAAGCCCAGAGGAUCAACCCUCUAACCGUCGACCACUGAUAAUAUGCGGACCGUCCGGAGUCGGUAAAGGAACACUCUGCCAAAAGCUAGUCUCUUCCCAUCCAGACUCCUUCGCCCUCAGCGUGUCCCACACAACCCGGAAACCACGAGCCAACGAAGUCGAAGGGAUAAACUACUUCUUCGUACAACCAGAGCAGUUCGCGUCUCUCAUCUCACAGAACGGUUUCGUGGAACACACAACCUUCAACGGCCAGAGUUACGGGACCAGUAAGCGGACUAUCUCGGACCUAGCGGGGAAGGGGUACGUCGUUAUACUUGAGAUAGAUGUGAAGGGAGUUGAGCGGAUAAAGGCCGAUUCUAGUAUUGAUGCGCGGUAUGUUUUCAUUCAACCUCCUAGCCUUGAGGUGCUGGAGAGUCGGCUCAGGGAACGUGGGACGGAAAGUGAAGUAGAUAUACGGAGGAGGUUGAAUAAGGCGAGUGUCGAGCUUGGGUAUGUGGAUUUUCCGGGGUUUUUCGAUAAGGUUAUUGUCAAUGAUGAUUUGGACAGGGCGUACGAGGAGCUCGUUGGGUUCGUAUACUCGUAG
Messenger RNA from Nannizzia gypsea CBS 118893, 645 nucleotides. Its product is annotated as guanylate kinase. Gene Ontology annotation, biological process: purine nucleotide metabolic process. Gene Ontology annotation, molecular function: GMP kinase activity. NCBI's taxonomy places the organism in Eukaryota, Fungi, Ascomycota, Eurotiomycetes, Onygenales, Arthrodermataceae. The coding region runs from base 1 to 645 and encodes 214 amino acids. Gene Ontology annotation, cellular component: cytosol. The transcript has a single exon. The record is from RefSeq and is a predicted model, not a curated record.